AUGUCUGCAGCGGUCGAUUCAGCUCAUCACAACUUUGGCCGCCAUAAUCACUUGGACGGCAUGGCUCAACACCACAGCUACCACGAUCGGUACGGCCCGGGGCAUGGACACUAUGUCCUCGAAGAGCAGCAGCCCCGGCAGACGUCUCAGGCAAGACAGCUGCCCCGGUUACCGCCCAUGGCUACCAUGAUCCCGCCCGCGUCCUCUAACCCUUCUCCGGUGUUCUCUGCCAGCGGGAGAGGCGGCUACUACUCCGACUAUGCAACGCCUUCUCCAGUUGGGCAAACACCACCGCAAUUCCCCAUUCCGAGUAGCGAUCCUCACUCGAUGGCGAAGCGGGCGGUCGACAUUCGGUGCUCUCCGACCCUGUCCUCCACGGCCAGCGACAGAUCGACGGAAGACGUGGCACAGGAGAUGCGUCUGAGGCAGAUGGGCGGACUGCACGACCCGUACGCCCACGGCCCUCGUCAGCUCCCUCACUACCCGUCUCCCCGAUCAAGAGGCAACUCAUUGCAUAACGACAAUGCCUAUCCAUCAGCAUUGCCCAAACCUCCUUCGUCCGCUCCUUUUCCGUCUGUUUCUUCAAUAUCCAACGGCCAUGCAUCACCAGUAGCAUCCGCACCAGUCCCGCACAGCCCCCCCAGCACCCAACCAUCGACCUCGCCACGCCCAGAACCCAAGUCCAUGAGCAUCUCCAACCUCCUCAGCGGGGGCAGUUCCGAAGCCGCUCCCCCGACAUCCUCCUCACCCUCCCUCUCAUCCAGCACCGCAGCCGCUGCCUCAGCAGCACCCACAGCCGCGCCCACCCGCGCGCCCGCACCACCCCCGCGCGCUCCCAACUCCGAAUACCGCAUCACCGUCCGCCAACAGCCCUCGGCCGCCCGCAGCUGCGGCUUCGGCGAGCGCGACCGUCGCGUAAUCGACCCGCCCCCAAUCGUGCAGCUCACAAUUCACGACCCGUCGCUCUCGCAAGACGACAUCGACCGCCGCCUGCGUCACCAGUUCUCAGUCGUGCACUGCUCCAUCUGGGACGAGCACGGCGUCAAAGACAUGUCCAGCAUGCCCGAGGACUUCCGCCAACAACGCCGGCUGAUGGGCACCCUGGUGGCUUCCCCCUUUGUUGGCCUCGACGAGAAGGGCGAAGAAGGGUGUUUCUUUUGUUUCCCUGAUCUGAGCUGUCGGACGCCGGGUACGUUCCGACUCAAGUUUGCGCUGGUGGUGCUCGACCCGGCAAGGAUGUGUUCCGGCGAGCGGUCGGCGAUUGUGGCGACGGCGAUGAGUGAGAGUUUCCAGGUGUAUAAUGCGAAGGAUUUCCCUGGGAUGCAGGCUAGCACGCCGUUGACGAAGAGGUUGAAGGAGCAGGGGUGUUUGAUUAGUAUUAAGAAGGGGAAUGAUAAGAGGGAGAUGGGCGGGAGCUCGAAGGGGGACGAUGAUGAUGAGGAUGAGGAUGAGGAUGGGGACUUAUACACGUGGUUAUGA
This is a messenger RNA of Dichotomopilus funicola, 1479 nucleotides long. RefSeq names its product velvet factor-domain-containing protein. NCBI's taxonomy places the organism in Eukaryota, Fungi, Ascomycota, Sordariomycetes, Sordariales, Chaetomiaceae. The record is from RefSeq and is a predicted model, not a curated record. The transcript is spliced from 2 exons. Bases 1 to 1479 code for a protein of 492 amino acids.